AUGGUUGAGUUCAAAGGUCGCAGCGAGCCCAUCUUCGUUGUUACCGUGGUCUUCCUCGGACUUUCCUUCAUUUCCGUCUGCUUACGAUGUUUCGUGAGACUGCGACUGGUGCGCGCAUUCGGAUGGGACGAUGCAUUGAUGGUUCUAGCCAUGGCGCUGGAGAUUCUAUUUGCCUUAUGUGGUAUCACCGGGUCAGUGUAUGGCAUGGGCCAAAAACUCGAGUGGCUUGACCAAGACACGUUAGAAACCGCCUUGUUUUGGUGGUGGUUAGGUCAAACAAGCUAUGUCGUGACGGUAGUUGUUGCCAAGGUCUCUAUUGCAUUGACUCUCUUCCGGCUUACCGUCUCACGGAUACACAAGAUGCUCUUGUGGUUUGUCAUUGCCAUCUCGAUUGUCGUGGGCCUGGUGUUCUGGUUCAUGUUGACUCUAGAAUGCCAACCGGUUUCCUACUUUUGGCGACGUUUUCAUUCCACUGGGACCUGCAUCUCUAUCGACUACCUCAUCGAUAUCGCCUACCUGUAUAGUGUAACAGCCAUGGUCUGCGACUUGAUUCUGGGCUUGUUACCUGCUUUUUUAGUCUGGAACUUGCAAAUGAGUACAAGAACUAAGGCUGCGCUAGCAGGGAUUUUGAGCAUGGGUUGCGUAGCCAGCGCAGCUGUGAUUGUACGCAUACCUUUUCUGCCUACUUACAACGACAAGGAGUUCCUCUACGCUACAGCGCAGAUCUCGAUCUGGUCCAAUGUCGAGGCUGGCCUUGGCAUCACGGCAGGGUGUCUUGUAACCCUGCGUCCUCUCUUUCGCUGGCUUGGUGACGCCAGCUAUGGCGCCACACGUAGCAAGAAAACAGGGGGUAGCAUACCUCUUUCGAGCUCGAUCGGCCAUGCAACCCACCCCUCACAGAGCAACGCGACGAAAUACUGGCGGCCGGAUCUCGAUCCGGAAGAAUCUCAGGGCGUGGUCACGACUAUACAAACCUCGGCUGGGAGCCCGCACAGUAGUCAGGAGGACCUCAACCCGAAGCCUAAGCGCAUGAAUGGGGUCAAUAUACACAAGUCUUUUGUGGUGACUUCAGACAUUGUAUAG
Molecule: messenger RNA, 1083 nt
Organism: Aspergillus fijiensis CBS 313.89
Lineage: Eukaryota; Fungi; Ascomycota; Eurotiomycetes; Eurotiales; Aspergillaceae
Product: putative integral membrane protein
Exons: 5
Coding region: 1-1083 (360 amino acids)
Source: RefSeq, a predicted model, not a curated record